AUGUCUGCCGACAAGGAAUUCACCUACUCCGACGUCUCGGAGCACAACACCAAGAAGGACCUAUACAUCGUCGUCCACGACAAGGUCUACAACGCAUCGAGCUUCGUAGACGAGCACCCAGGUGGUGAAGAGGUUCUUCUCGAUGUCGGAGGCCAGGACUCAACAGAAGCCUUUGAGGACGUUGGUCACUCGGAUGAAGCCCGUGAGAUUCUCGAUGGGCUGCUUGUUGGAAACUUGAAGCGUCAGGAGGGCGACCCAAAGCCCAAGAGCUACGCGCAACCCGGUACAACCGCUACCACCACCGACGGCGCAUCCACUGGUGUCGGUCUCUACGCUAUCAUCCUACUUGGCGGUGCGCUCGCAUUCGCUGCCUACACUAUGAUGAACAAGCAGUCUUCUGAGUAA
This is a messenger RNA of Alternaria ethzedia, 405 nucleotides long. RefSeq lists its product as uncharacterized. The transcript has 3 exons. Gene Ontology annotation, cellular component: endoplasmic reticulum membrane; intracellular membrane-bounded organelle. Gene Ontology annotation, biological process: sterol biosynthetic process. Lineage: Eukaryota; Fungi; Ascomycota; Dothideomycetes; Pleosporales; Pleosporaceae. Gene Ontology annotation, molecular function: heme binding. The coding region runs from base 1 to 405 and encodes 134 amino acids. The record is from RefSeq and is a predicted model, not a curated record.